AGGAUUACUGCCUUUCCUCUGACAACUGAAAUAGGCCUAUAGAUACAUUCACAGCAGCCUCCUUCUGUUCCGUGGAUAAAACUUAUUGGGGGAUAAGUCAACUUUGCAGUGUGUUAGGAUAUUUGUCCUGUAUAACGAGAAAAUACUAAAGUCUGCCCUUGAAAAACAAUCUAACGGGAUCAAAUUGUCGUAGUCAGUGUUUGGCGACUUCCAGCCCCAAAGUGUCUCCUCCAGCCAAUAAGUGGCUUGAUAUAUCGUUAAGUGUUUCCUGGCAAUGGCUCAGACACCGCCGCCAUGUCCAAAGUCCAUUAUGAGCGGGUCCGUUAUAUCCAGGGUUUACUGUACAUACACUUAACAGCUGCACUCAGUGUGGUGCCAUCAAUGUAACGCUAUAUAUUUUUUACUGUGUUGGUGGGUGAAAACAAUCAUUGAUGCACUUUUGCAGUGUGCAGGUUUUGGCUCCAGUCUACACACUGAAACAACUCCUUGUACCUCCGCCUCGCUCUCCACAGGUGUCCCAGCCAGGCCCGCCGCGCACAAGCUCCCACUCAACACCAGUUCCUCCAGCAGUCUGGCGUGGACCUGUGCCUGGCGGCCAAGAAGAUGUCCUCCCCACACCAGGGACACUCUCCACAGGUGUCCCAGCCAGGCCCGCCGCGCACAAGCUCCCACUCAACACCAGUUCCUCCAGCAGUCUGGCGUGGACCUGUGCCUGGCGGCCAAGAAGAUGUCCUCCCCACACCAGGGACACUCUCCACAGGUGUCCCAGCCAGGCCCGCCGCGCACAAGCUCCCACUCAACACCAGUUCCUCCAGCAGUCUGGCGUGGACCUGUGCCUGGCGGCCAAGAAGAUCGCCUCCCCACACCAGGGACCACUGUGGCCGACAUCACCGCCGCAGAGAACUCAAGUCCACGCUCAAGACAUGGAAGGCUGACCUGGUGCUUCAUGAUGGUACUGACAGCCAACACGGUGCACACUCAGAGGGAGGAGGACUGGGAUCUGAUCUCCCGACUGGUGGAGUCUGCCGGGGCGGGCGCCUUACCCCCCUCCCUCAGUACCUCCUUGGGGGGGGGCGGGGGAGGAGGAGGAGGAGGCCCGGGAAGGAGGGACGCAACGCACCUCACAAGACACAAGACUCCAGUCCAUCCUGAGUAGCCCGGAGAGGGAGUGACCUGCCAUGGGGCAGUCCAGUCCAGCCAGCCACUGUGUGGUGGUACUAGCGAUGGCACCUUCGGCACAGCGUUAACUUUGCCAUCAUCAGGAGGAACUUACUUAUAGAGUUGCGUGCAUACAAUUUCAUACAGUAAGUUACAUACAGUCAUUGCUUACACUUUACUUUUUAUUACAUGUUGUAUUACUUUAUUUUGUCAGGCUUGUUUCUUUAUUUUAUAUUUCUUUAUUCCUAUUUGUUUUUAUUGAGCAAAUUAGUCGAGGGGAAUAUUAGCAAGUUUUGUUCUUGAGGAGGUGCUGAUAGGAAUCUCUCUCUCUCUCUCUCUCUCUUCCUCUUUCCACUUUCUAAACUUGACCUGCGUCUUUUUUAAGUUGAAAUAAUACACACUUUGUCAAAUAUUUUUUAUUGAGAGAACGCACACAGGAACACUGGGG
Messenger RNA from Eriocheir sinensis (Chinese mitten crab), 1606 nucleotides. RefSeq lists its product as uncharacterized. Lineage: Eukaryota; Metazoa; Arthropoda; Malacostraca; Decapoda; Varunidae. The record is from RefSeq and is a predicted model, not a curated record. Bases 604 to 1152 code for a protein of 182 amino acids. The transcript has 4 exons.